AUGGCCGACAGGAACCUUUCUCCCAUACGCGGCGAGGAGAAGCAGACCAAGCUUCCAGAUGACCUCUCGCCGCCCGAAUCAGAGCUCGAAGGCGGCAUCAACAUAGAGUCCGUGAUCAAUGAGAAGUCUCUGCUCCGCAAGAUCGAUAUCAAAUUGCUCCCGGCUGUCGGCAUCCUCUAUCUCCUCUCUUUCUUGGACCGUAGUAAUGUCGGAAACGCAAAAAUCGAAGGCCUUGCCAAGGACCUCAAUAUGACUGGAAAUCAGUACCUUACUGGUCUCACCCUCUACUUCAUCGGAUAUGUCCUCUUUGAGGUAAUAUCACCUACAGAGAUGUUUUCUAGGGCAACACUGACACUGUCGUUGGAGCAGAUCCCUUGCAAUAUCAUCCUCAAGCGCACGAGCCCUCGGCUAUGGCUGCCCACACUGACGAUUGCCUGGGGAAUUGUCGCAACCCUCAUGGGUGUCGUUCAUAACCUUGCCGGAUUCUUCGUAGCUCGUCUCUUCCUCGGAAUCACUGAGAGCGGCCUAUUCCCUGGCGUUGUGUUUUACUUCUCCAUGUGGUACAGGCGCCGGGAGCGACAGUUCCGCAUCUCCCUAUUCUUCAGCGCAGCAGCCCUUGCCGGGUCGUUUGGUGGGAUCUUGGCUUAUGGAAUCGGGUUCAUGAAGGGUACUGUGUGGGCGAACGGAUGGCAUUGGAUCUUCAUUCUUGAAGGCCUUGCCACAAUCGUGGUGGCAGUCGCAGCUUAUUGGUUCAUCUACAACUACCCAGACACUGCACAGUUCCUCACAGACAAAGAACGCGCCUUCGUCCGAGCCCGCCUCGCCGCCGACAGCGAUGCAACUCACGACGAGGCAUUUACGUGGGGGAAUGUGCUCACGGCCCUCAAAGAUCCCAAGUGCUGGCUCUGCCACGUUGUCCCGAGUGUCAGUGCUGACCUCCAAGAGCAGCCAACCAUCAUCAGCGCCCUCGGCUACACGGCAGCCAACGCACAGCUCCUCACCAUCCCGCCGUACGCCUUCGCGUUCGUGACGACCCUGACCAUAGCGAGCCUGUCUGAGCGUCUCAACCAGCGCGGCCUCUUCAUCGCCGGCUCCGCGUCGUUCGCGGCCGUCGGGUACGCCAUCCUGCUGGGCAACACCGACCCCGUCGGCCGACCCGGCGUCUCGUACGCGGGGACCUUCUUCGCCGCCGGCGGGAUCUACCCGGCCACCGCGCUGUCGCUGUCGUGGCCGGCCAUCAACGUCUCCGGGCAGACGAAGCGCGCCGUCGCCAACGCCAUGCAGAUCAGCAUCGGGAACCUGGGGGCCGUGCUGGGCACGCAGCUGUACCGCGCGCUCGACGGGCCGCGCUACGUCGUCGGGCACAGCUUCGCGCUGGGCUAUUUGCUCGGCAACGUCGUUGUCUCGGGUCUGCUGUACUGGGUUCUGAAGAGGGAGAAUGAGAAGCGAGACAGUACUGCUGCGGAGGUCAGGGAAGUCGGUGAGCUAACCGACUGGCGAGGCGAUGAGGAUCCCAGAUGGCGAUUCCAGAUUUAG
This is a messenger RNA of Thyridium curvatum, 1536 nucleotides long. RefSeq lists its product as uncharacterized. Gene Ontology annotation, cellular component: membrane. Gene Ontology annotation, molecular function: transmembrane transporter activity. NCBI's taxonomy places the organism in Eukaryota, Fungi, Ascomycota, Sordariomycetes, Thyridiales, Thyridiaceae. Gene Ontology annotation, biological process: transmembrane transport. The record is from RefSeq and is a predicted model, not a curated record. Bases 1 to 1536 code for a protein of 511 amino acids. The transcript has 7 exons.